This is a messenger RNA of Vicia villosa (hairy vetch), 654 nucleotides long. RefSeq names its product putative tRNA pseudouridine synthase. Gene Ontology annotation, biological process: mRNA pseudouridine synthesis; tRNA pseudouridine synthesis. Bases 1 to 654 code for a protein of 217 amino acids. The record is from RefSeq and is a predicted model, not a curated record. The transcript has 5 exons. NCBI's taxonomy places the organism in Eukaryota, Viridiplantae, Streptophyta, Magnoliopsida, Fabales, Fabaceae. Gene Ontology annotation, cellular component: nucleus. Gene Ontology annotation, molecular function: pseudouridine synthase activity; RNA binding.
AUGGCUGUUGCUUCAUAUCUGCGACUCGCAUUGUUUCCUUUGCUCAGAAAAACUUCAUACACAAAUACUACAUCCCUUCUUCGGAAUACAAGUUCCGAAUAUUUCCGCUACUGCUCAUCUUCCCCUACUCCCCAAUCAUAUUCAUGGCAACCAUUUCGUAUGAAAAAGGUUGUUAUGCGUAUAGCCUAUGUCGGCACCAAUUACCGAGGUCUUCAAAUGCAGCGAGAUGAAAAUACACAUUCAAUUGUUGAGAAAGAACUAGAAACAGCGAUAUUCAAAGCUGGUGGCAUCCGCGAAAGUAAUUUAGGGGAUUUAGAAAAAAUCGGAUGGUCCAGAAGCAGUCGUACUGACAAAGGAGUUCACUCUCUUGCAACGAUGCUAUCAUUUAAAAUGGAAAUCCCAGAAAACGCUUGGAAUGGUGACCCUUAUGGCUUUUCCCUCGCAAAUUAUGUUAACUUGUAUCUUCCUUGUGAUAUCAAAGUUAUAAGCGUUUUGCCUUCCCAAAGCUUUGAUCCCAGAAAGGAAUGCAUUUUGCGAAAAUAUUCUUACCCACUCCCUACUAAAAUUAUUGGUAUUCAAAGCCAUUCUAGCAACGAUGAAAUUGAUUACCACCUGUCAGAGUUCAAUGAUAUUCUCAAAGAAUUUGAGGUGUAG